Saccharomycodes ludwigii is the source of this 912-nucleotide messenger RNA. RefSeq names its product Rho family GTPase RHO3 (gene RHO3). The transcript has a single exon. Gene Ontology annotation, molecular function: GTPase activity; GTP binding. The coding region runs from base 1 to 912 and encodes 303 amino acids. Gene Ontology annotation, biological process: small GTPase-mediated signal transduction. Lineage: Eukaryota; Fungi; Ascomycota; Saccharomycetes; Saccharomycodales; Saccharomycodaceae. The record is from RefSeq and is a predicted model, not a curated record.
AUGCCACUUUGUGGAUCGUCUUCAGGAACAACCUCUCAAAAAAUAUCAUCAAAUACUGGUGGUUCUAAUAACAAUAAAUCUAGCAGCGCUAAUAACAACAAUAAUUCCAGCAGUAAGAAAUCCAAUAAUAGACCAAUCGAACGUAAGUUGGUUAUCUUGGGUGAUGGUGCUUGUGGUAAAACUUCUUUACUAAACGUUUUCACCAGAGGUUAUUUUCCAAAGGUUUAUGAACCUACGGUUUUUGAAAACUAUAUUCACGAUAUUUUUGUUGAUGGUCAGCAUAUUACUCUAUCCUUAUGGGAUACUGCCGGCCAAGAAGAAUUUGACAGGCUAAGAAGUCUAAGUUACAAUGAUACCCACGUUAUAAUGUUAUGUUUCAGUGUUGAUUCAAAAGAUUCUUUUGAAAAUGUUCAAAGCAAAUGGUGUGGUGAAAUUGCCGAUUUUUGCGAAGGCGUGAAGUUAGUUUUGGUUGCUUUAAAAUGUGAUUUAAGAGCUGAGACUCAAAAUCCUCAAAUAUUGAACCCGGCAACUAUCAAUGGUACUAAUAAUACAGAUAAUAAUAACAAUAAUAUACGAAACAAUAAUACAAUUACUUAUGAAGAGGGAUUAGCUAUGGCAAAGAAAAUUGGUGCCCUAAGAUAUUUGGAGUGUUCUGCUAAACUGAACAAGGGUGUUAAUGAAGCUUUUACUGAAGCUGCUCGUGUAGCCUUGACAGCUGUUCCUAAAGGCUCAGAAGACCAUUAUAACAAUAACAACAACAACAACAAUAAUAAUAAUAAUAAUAAUAAUAAUAACAGUACCAAUAAUGUUAAUAUCAAUCGUAAUAAUAACAAUAAUAGAGGAAAUUCCCAACGAAACACAAAUGAGUUGUCUAAGAUUAAGUCCAAUAGUAGUGGCUGUACGCUUAUGUAA